Messenger RNA from Trypanosoma cruzi, 2595 nucleotides. RefSeq lists its product as uncharacterized. The record is from RefSeq and is a predicted model, not a curated record. Bases 1 to 2595 code for a protein of 864 amino acids. Lineage: Eukaryota; Euglenozoa; Kinetoplastea; Trypanosomatida; Trypanosomatidae. The transcript has a single exon.
AUGGACCUCCCCACAAUACGCCGCUACUUUGAUGUGGCGGAGGAGUUGUACGCAGCGGGUCAUCGCUUGCAUGCAUUUGCCACGUUGCAUGCCCUUUUCGCUGUCCCGACAACCAUCCAGCUGUACUACCGUCGGGAGGAAAUUCUCUGUCGUGUACGUGCAGCCGAGAUGCUGCUGUACAACUCCUCACCGCCGCAGCAAGGCAAAAACAGUACCGGGAGUGGCAGUUCUGCGCCAUCUGCGACGGUGGCACGACUGGAUUUGGCGUACUCCGUCUUGUCGCCGAUGAUAUCUUCUCGAUGGUACUUGGAAGGCGUCAUCGUCUGCCCCCUGCUGUGGGAUGACGGCAGCAGCGACGGUGCGCGAGCCGCGGAUGGGGAACGAAAAGGAGAGAAAGCGGGAGAGGACGGUGAGGGCAGAUUUGUUCCUGUUGCGUUAAUUGUGAAGGCGUACGUGUUGAGUGCGAUUGUGCAUCGUCGUCGUCUCCGACACACGCAGGCGGUGAAGUGCAUCGAGGCGGCUGGGCAGUGGUGCAGCACCGCCUUUUGCGCGUCGCUGACUGGUCUGGCCACGAGCCUCCCAAACGACGCGGAGGCGGAGGCCCAGCAGAGGGAAGAAAAACGCUGCUGUGAAGCCUUUCUUUCAGUGGAGUUUUGUCGGGUGUAUUAUUCGCAGCUUGUGAGCGCCGGAACGGCUGUUGUUGCGGAAAAUCGCACACCGAACACGGCGGUCCUUCAUGCUGCACGCACGCACGCAUUAGAUCGGCUGCUCUAUCAUGCAAAGGAAUACGCGAGUUACGUCACAUCUGACGGCCUGGAGCCACUCCUUCUGGAGGAUAAAAGGCGCAGACAGUGUAGUUCACUGUGUUUUUCUUCUCCAAAGAACUUGUUUUCCAUCCGAGCGGCGGCGCGCGUGCUUUCUCACUACUACUGUGCCGCGUUAAUCCUUGACCACCGGUUGGUGGAGGCGGAGCGGCAAAUGCAGCGGUGCGGAGUGUUGUUUGGUUUCUCUCCCGAGAUGCUGUGCAUGAUGCAGCUCCUUGCGGUGGGACUCAGGGGACCAUUAGCAUGGAAGGGGCCGCGUGGAGUGAAACGACAGCGCAGUGAACAGGUGCCCGAUGAAUCUCAGGUUGCACAGAACGAGGGAAGCAUGUCGCCGAAGGAGGGACUUAGAUGGAUGCAUGAUGGGUUGUUGGUGGCAUUGAGGUGUUAUUUGACCAUGCAUGCAGCUUCUAUGGAUUGUGCGACCGCGGAGACAACGGUAUCUUUUAACUCGGUUUCAGAAAGAAUCCCUGUUGAUGCAAACACAGUGGCCGUCAAUAAUACUCAAAGUGGGAAUAAUCCGGUACGUCUUCUGUUUCAAAGAACACUGCGUUGUAUUGAUGAGCAGUUGACGCUCCUGACGACAGAGGUAAGUCAAAAUGGUUGCGAGGUAAAUAAUGCCCGAAAGGAUCUUCUCUACAGUUCCCCCUCAGCUGAUAUUCGUUUUUUGGUGCUGCUGAAAUGUGCUGCACUUGUGACGAUGACUACAUAUGCUCUUUCACAAUUGUGGCUUGUGGAAGCAGUGAGACACCUCCAUCAGUUGCGUCGCUACAUGAACGUUUUCCACAAGCACACGACAAGUGUGCGAGUGCAUUAUCAUCUGAUGGUAUCCCAACUAACCUCGAUGCUUUCAUUGCGUCAUCUCUCAGGCAAAAGUAAUGUGGCAAAUUACACGGAAACGCGUGAACCCAAGCGACUCUCGGAAAGGGAAGAGGAAGAGCGGACUGCGGGGUUUGAUGUGGGAUUGCCAUAUGCGCACGUCCUUGCUGCGGAGAGGGCGACAUUAAGUGCUGCUUCUGUAUGUCUCUGUGGCCCAUCCACACGGCUGCUUGUGUCGCUUAUGAAGGGGGCCGCGAUUUCACACGCAGCCCGUGUGGGGUCGGCAAUUCACAUCACGGAUGCCGGAGUCACGCUUACUCAUCUCACUGUACACCAACGGCAUCGUUGUGCGAUGGCCCUCACCAAGGUGUUAGAAGUUCUCAAGGCAAGCUUUGUUGCAGUAUCUGCGCAGGAAGAAGAAGAAGAAAAGAGGAAGGAAGAUGAUGAAAGCAGUCUUCGACAAAUAAGGUCCGCGUGGAAUAAGUCCAACCAAGUUUUUUUUCUUCUCCUUUGCGGUGCGGCUGCCAUGUCAGAAGAAAAGGACGAGUUAACAGCUAUCAGCAUGUUUAAGAACGCCCUAAAGCAGGUGAGACGAUACUUUGGCCCCACGAGCGGCGUUGCCUCGGAACCCUUGUACCUUCUCGCAAUGGCAUACAAUGAGUCUGAACGGAUGGAGCUGCAUCCAUCCGAGGCGUCCACGCCAGUCUCGGAAGGUGGCAACGAAUAUCUUCUUGCUAUUGCCAAUGGGGCAACAGACAGUGCACAGCAGACCUUUUCAGUGGCCUGGCAAGUGGCUUCAAAAGCGAGGCGGUUGGCACAGUUGCAUUGCGUCUUGGCUCUGCAGGAGAGUGACAGUAAAGAAAAUCACCGACAUAUUGUGGGCGAAUGGAAUAUGGAGGUACACCGUGUGUGUUUGCUGAUGCGACGGGAAUUAAUGGAGGUCGUGUCUUUUUAG